GUGACAGGACUCACAACCAAUCAGAUAGACCAUGUAUUUCUGCAAAAGUUUCAGAAUAACGUUGCAAGAGUGCGCCGGAAGUGGACAGCUGCAUAGGAAACACAUGUGUUUUGGACGUCUGCAUGUGUAGCAAUUGAAUGGGGCAGAGGGGGAGUCAGGAAAAGUGAAAAGAAUAUGGCGGCCCCCAGCGUAAAUUUCAAGACAAACUAUACUGUGACCAGAAAAAUUGAAGCAUUUUACAAAGGAGGAAGUGUUCAGGUAAACAAAGAUGGGACAUAUCUCUUUUGUACCUGUGGAAAUAAGCUUAACAUAUUGGAUAUUGCAACAGGAACCGUCAGUCAUGUAAUCGAACAGGAUGACCAAGAAGAUAUAACGUCAUUUGCUCUUAGUCCAGACGAUGAGAUUUUGGUAACAGGCAGCCGUGCCUUGCUGCUGAAGCAGUGGCAGUGGAGAGAGAGCAAAUGUGUGCGCACUUGGAAAGCCAUCCAUAACGCCCCAGUAGCCAGCAUGACAUUUGAUGCUACAUCCACCUUACUGGUCACAGGAGGAUGUGACAGCACAAUUAAAAUCUGGGAUGUUCUCAAGCAGUAUUGCACACACAACCUCAAAGGAUCCUCUGGUGUAGUCCAUUUGGUGCAGUUCCACCCCGACAUGUCUCGCCUGCAGCUCUUUUCCUCCUCCAUGGAUUACAAGAUCCGUCUGUGGGACCUAAAGACCAGCAAGUGUUUGAUUGCGUUAGAGACUCAUUACAGCGCUGUGACCUCACUUUGCUUCUCAGCUGAUGGGGACACUAUGAUCAGUUCGGGCCGGGAUAAAAUCUGCACCGUGUGGGAUCUGAAUAGCAAGAGUCCUAAAAGAACUGUUCCUGUGUAUGAGAGUGUUGAAGCUGUUGUGCUGCUUCCAGACUCCCCUGAAAUCAUCUGCCGGGAAAAGCACCCAGAAUCUCUUCUCUUUCUUACGGCCGGAAGUAAAGGUAUUUUGCGUGUGUGGGAUGCUGCCUCUUCAAAAUGCGUUUAUAGUCAGACUCUUCCGCACAUUGCGAAAGGUAAUUCUGAUGAGGAGACCAAUGAACACAGCUUGACCCACUGUCUGCUUCUCCCUGACCAGCAGCAGAUCGCUACAGUCACUGCUGAACACAACAUACUGAUGUACGAUCUACAGAAAUUACAGCUGAGAAAACAGUUUGCAGGAUAUAAUGAUGAGGUGCUAGAUGUGAAGUUCUUUGGCCCCUCCGAUUCCCAUAUUGUGGUGGCCACCAACAGUCCACAGCUUAAAGUAUUUGAGCUAGCUACUUCAAACUGCCAGAUUCUCUACGGGCAUACAGAGACUGUUCUUGCCUUGGAUGUGUUUAAGAAGGGCCUGCUGUUUGCCAGUUGCGCCAAGGACAAUACUGUACGUAUUUGGCGCAUGAAUAAGCACACUGGAGAGGUGGUGUGCAUUGGGCUUGGCAGCGGGCACACCAAUGCUGUGGGAACCAUCUCAUUUUCAAGGAUGAAGGUUUCAUUUGUGGUCACCGGUAGCCAGGAUACCACCAUAAAGAUCUGGAAACUCCCAGAAUCCUUUUCUUCCAAGCCAAACAAAGGAGAGAUGCCUGAGCUUGAGACCUUGCGUGCCAGUUGUACGGAGAAGGGACAUGAUAAGGAUAUUAACAGCAUUACUGUCUCUCCUAAUGACAAGCUGAUUGCCUCUGGGUCUCAGGAUAAGACAGCAAAGCUAUGGUCAUCCACUGACUGCUCACUUCUGGGUAUUUUCCGCGGUCACAAGAGGGGGGUCUGGUGUGUGCAGUUCUCACCUGUAGACCAGGUUUUGGCUACAUCAUCUGCCGACGGUACCAUGAAACUUUGGGGACUGCAAGACUUCAGCUGUCUGAAGACAUUUGAGGGCCAUGAUGCUUCAGUGCUGAAAGUGAUGUUUGUGAGUAGGGGUACUCAGUUGCUCUCCAGUGGCUCGGAUGGUCUGCUUAAGCUAUGGACCAUUAAAACGAACGAGUGUGUAAAGACAUUAGAUGCCCAUGAGGACAAAGUCUGGGGACUUCACUGUAACAAACAAGACGAUGCUUUGGUCACCGGAUCAGGAGACUCCAGCAUUAUCCUUUGGAAGGAUGUAACGGAAAUCGAGCUGGCGGAGGAGCAAGCGAAACAGGAGGAGCAGAUUCUCAAGCAGCAGGAGUUGUCAAACCUUUUACAUGAGAAGCGAUUCCUAAAAGCUCUGGGGCUGGCUAUAUCAUUAGAUCAACCUCAUACUGUCCUCACAGUUAUAAAAGCUGUCCUGAAGGAGCCCCAAGGUAAAGAUGAUCUUGAGAAACACAUUCUAAGACUGCGCCCAGACCAAAAAGAGUCUAUACUGAGGUAUUGCAGUAUCUGGAAUACAAACUCUCGCAACUGUCGCGAGGCUCAGUCUGUGCUAAACAUCCUAUUAACGCACGAGUCUCCAGACACGCUCCUGCAGUACAGCGCCAUCAGAGGAACUUUAGAAUCCCUUAUACCUUAUACAGAGCGGCACAUGCAGAGGAUGGGAAGGCUUCUGCAGGCUUCUAUGUUUGUGGAUUUCAUGUGGCAGCAGAUGAGGAUAACUGACUUACCUGCUGAGCAGGACAAGCCUCCUGUGAGGUCUAUCACCAGCACGGGACCAUCUGUAGGAAUGCAAGAGAGCUCUGCAGUAACGGAACCACCACCCCUGCAGUCUGUACCAUCCACAGUGUGAUCAGCUGCUACACAGUUGCUACAGCAAUGAGUUGUCUGAUGCCCAGCGCUACUAUGUUACAUGCCAUGUUUAGUAUCCAUAUCCAGCUAAACCUUAAAUAUCGAAGUGGUUUGGACUUGAGUUGCUGUAGAAUUUUUAAUACCUUUUUAUUGGACGUUUAUUCCAGACUUUCAAACACUUUUUUUUUUUUUUUAUGUCAAAAAUGUGGACAAGCAGUCAGUUGUUCAGUCAUUGUCUCUUAAGGUCUAGCAAGCUGUAACUCUCUCACAACAAUAAUGAACUGUGGUGGCACAUUUCUGGAUCCACUUUCAACAAAUAAGUUUUAAGGAAUUAAGGCAGAGUAUGGUUUUGUCUGCUACAGUAAUGUUUGUAUUAAACCAUUGUACAUUUACCUUUAACGUGAUGGGUCCUACAGUCCUAUGUAAUAUCGAAUUUUAUAUAUAUAUAAAAAAACUGUUGUCCCAUU
Bombina bombina (fire-bellied toad) is the source of this 3169-nucleotide messenger RNA. It is a transcript of the gene TBL3, whose product is annotated as transducin beta like 3. The record is from RefSeq and is a predicted model, not a curated record. Gene Ontology annotation, biological process: endonucleolytic cleavage in 5'-ETS of tricistronic rRNA transcript (SSU-rRNA, 5.8S rRNA, LSU-rRNA); endonucleolytic cleavage to generate mature 5'-end of SSU-rRNA from (SSU-rRNA, 5.8S rRNA, LSU-rRNA). Lineage: Eukaryota; Metazoa; Chordata; Amphibia; Anura; Bombinatoridae. Bases 175 to 2703 code for a protein of 842 amino acids. Gene Ontology annotation, molecular function: U3 snoRNA binding; protein binding. Gene Ontology annotation, cellular component: nucleolus; 90S preribosome; small-subunit processome. The transcript has 22 exons.